GGGGCCCGCUAUAAAAGGAGCCGCGGGUUCGAGUCCCCGGCUUCGCAGCAGCAGCGAGCGGGCCAGCGGCGGGUCGGGGCGGCCGCGCAGCUCAGCGCUCGGGGCAGGGGGCUCCGCGCAGCCGGGAGACCACAGCGACAGCCAGUGAAUGCCCAGCCACAGUGGACCCUGCCACUGCUGCACCGGGGAGCUUCCGGGGCUUGCUGAAGGAAGAUGGCUUUCUGGACACAGCUGGGAUUGCUGCUAUGGAAGAACUUCACAUACAGGCGAAGACAGACAUUUCAGCUGCUGAUUGAAGUUGCUUGGCCUCUCUUUAUCUUCUUUAUACUGAUCUCCGUACGCCUUUCGUAUCCGCCCUACGAACAACAUGAAUGUCACUUUCCAAACAAGGCCAUGCCUUCAGCAGGAACCUUGCCCUGGAUCCAAGGGAUUAUCUGUAAUGCCAACAACCCUUGCUUCCGCUACCCAACGCCUGGGGAAUCCCCAGGUGUCGUUGGAAACUUCAAUAGGUCCAUCAUUUCCCGCUUGUUCUCGGAUGCCAAGAGGUUACUCUUGUACAGCCAGAAGGACAGCAGCUUAAAGGAUGCUCAGAAACUCCUGGGAAAACUGCAGAAGCUCGGGAACUCUGGCUCAGGUUUGAAACUUCAGGAUUUCCUGGUUGACAAUGAGACCUUCUCAGACUUUCUCCAUCGUAAUGUUUCCAUGCCAUUGUUUGCUGUGGAUGAGAUACUGAAUGCAGAGGUCAACUUCCAGCAGGUCAUCCUGUCUGGCUAUCGAAUGCAGCUGAGAGAUCUGUGCAAUGGGUCAGAGCUGUCUGAAUUCCUUACAAUCCACAACCCAGUAGUCGCAGUGGUCGGCGAAGCCUUCCUCUGCACCAUGCCUAAGGAAAAACUCCACACAGCAGAACAAGCCUUUCGUGCUAAUAUAGACCUUUUGAAGCCUGUACUGAAAGGAAUCGCCUCCAAUUACUCCUUACAGGAUCUGUCAGGAGCCAUGGAGACCUUGGUGGAGAGUCUUGGGACGCUCGUUAAAGAGCUGGUGAGCAUGAAGAGCUGGAGUGACAUGAGGCAGGAGGUGAUAUUUCUGACCAAUGUGAACUCCACAAGCUCCUCCACCCAGAUCUACCAGGCGGUGUCGCGGAUCGUGUGUGGCCAUCCAGAGGGAGGAGGGUUGAAAAUCAAAUCUCUCAACUGGUACGAGGACAACAACUACAAAGCCCUGUUUGGAGGCAACAGCACCGAGGAGGAUGCAGCGAAUUUCUAUGAUAAUUCUACAACACCCUAUUGCAAUGAGCUGCUGAAGAAUCUUGAAUCCAGUCCACUUUCCCGAAUUAUUUGGAGGGCUCUGAAGCCUUUGCUUAUUGGGAAGAUCCUGUACACUCCUGACACCCCGGUCACGAGGAGGGUCAUGGCUGAGGUGAACAGGACUUUCCAGGAGCUGGGCGUGUUCCGGGACCUAGGAGGGAUGUGGGAGGACAUAGGCCCGAAGAUUUGGACAUUCAUGGAAAGCAGCCAGGAAAUGGAUCUGAUCCGGACGCUGCUGAAGAGCGAAGGCCUCUGGGACACUCACUUGAGCGGCUCAAACUGGACGGUUCAAGAUGUUUCCCUGUUCUUGGCAAAGUCCCCAGAGGACGUUCAGCCAGUGAAUGGCUCCACAUACACCUGGAUGGAUGCCUUCAAUGAGACUGACCAGGCUGUCCAAACCAUCUCCCGCUUCAUGGAGUGUGUCAACCUGGACAAACUGGAGCCCGUGGCCACAGAAGUGCGGCUCAUAAACAGGUCCAUGGAGCUCCUGGAUGAGAGGAGGUUCUGGGCUGGCAUUGUCUUCCCUGAAAUCUCCCCGAACAGUGCAGAGCUGCCUCCUCACAUCAAGUACAAGAUACGGAUGGACAUAGACAAUGUGGAAAGGACAAACAAGAUUAAGGAUGGGUACUGGGACCCUGGUCCUCGUGCUGACCCCUUUGAAGACAUGCGGUAUGUCUGGGGCGGCUUCGUGUACUUGCAGGAUGUUGUGGAGCAGGCGAUCAUCAGGGCGCUGACUGGCACGGAGAAGAAGACUGGUGUCUAUGUACAGCAGAUGCCCUACCCCUGUUACGUGGAUGAUAUAUUCCUGCGUGUCAUGGGCCGUUCCAUGCCCCUCUUCAUGACUCUGGCCUGGAUCUACUCGGUGGCUGUAAUAAUCAAGGGGAUUGUGUACGAGAAGGAAGCCCGGCUGAAGGAGACCAUGAGAAUCAUGGGCCUGGACAAUGGCACCCUCUGGUUCAGCUGGUUCAUCAGCAGCCUCAUCCCCCUCCUCAUGAGCGCUGGGCUUCUGGUGCUGAUCCUGAAGAUGGGAAACCUGCUGCCCUAUAGCGACCCCAGUGUGGUGUUUGUCUUCCUCUCCGUCUUUGCCGUGGUGACCAUCUUGCAGUGCUUCCUCAUCAGCACCAUGUUCUCCAGGGCCAACCUGGCAACAGCCUGUGGGGGGAUCAUCUAUUUCACCCUCUACCUGCCCUACGUGCUGUGCGUCGCCUGGCAGGACUACGUGAGCUUCUCCCUGAAAAUGUUUGCGAGCCUGCUGUCCCCGGUCGCCUUUGGGUUUGGCUGCGAGUACUUUGCAUUGUUUGAGGAGCAGGGGGUUGGCGUGCAGUGGGACAACCUCUUUGAAAGCCCCCUGGAAGAAGAUGGCUUCAACCUCACCAUAUCUGCGUUCAUGAUGUUGUUUGAUACCUUCCUCUAUGGGGUUAUGACCUGGUACAUUGAGUCUGUCUUCCCAGGCCAGUAUGGAAUUCCCAGGCCCUGGUACUUCCCCUUUACAAAGACUUACUGGUUCGGCGAGGAAUCUGAGGAGAGGCGGCAUGCUCACUCUGAUCACAAAGGGCCGUCGGAGCACUGCAUGGAGGAGGAACCCAUUCAUCUAAGCCUGGGGGUCUCCAUUCAGAACCUGGUGAAGAUUUAUCGUGAUGGCAAGAAGGUUGCUGUGGAUGGGCUCACACUUAAUUUCUUUGAAGGGCAGAUCACAUCCUUUCUGGGACAUAAUGGAGCUGGGAAAACCACAACCAUGUCCAUCUUAACUGGUUUAUUUCCUCCGACCUCGGGCACAGCCUUCAUCCUGGGCAAAGAUAUCCGCUCCGAGCUCAGCACCAUCAGGCAGAACUUGGGCGUCUGUCCCCAGCACAAUGUCCUCUUUGACUUGCUGACUGUGGAAGAGCACAUCUGGUUCUACGCACGUCUGAAAGGGCUGUCAGAAGAAAAGGUGAAAGAGGAGAUGCAGCAGAUGGUGCUGGACGUCGGCCUGCCUCACAAACUCAAAGCUAGAACCAGCAAACUCUCUGGUGGCAUGCAGAGAAAGCUGUCGGUGGCCUUGGCCUUUGUGGGUGGAUCAAAGGUUGUCAUUUUGGACGAGCCAACAGCUGGGGUGGAUCCUUACUCUCGCCGAGGGAUAUGGGAACUGCUUCUGAAGUAUCGCCAAGGACGCACCAUCAUUCUGUCCACACAUCACAUGGAUGAGGCAGACAUCCUAGGGGACAGGAUCGCCAUCAUAUCUCAUGGCAAACUGUGCUGCAUUGGCUCUUCCCUGUUCCUGAAGAACCAGCUGGGAACAGGCUAUUACCUGACCCUGGUCAAGAAGGAUGUGGACUCUUCACUGAGCUCCUGCAGAAACAGCAGCAGUACGGUGUCGUACCUGAAAAAGGACGACAGUGUCUCCCAGAGCAGCUCGGAUGCUGGGCUUGGCAGUGACCAUGAAAGUGACACCUUGACAAUAGACGUCUCUGUUAUCUCCAACCUCAUUAUGAAGCAUGUUCCUGAGGCCAGGCUGGUAGAGGAGAUUGGCCAUGAGUUAACCUACAUCUUGCCAUAUGAAGCUGCUAGAGAAGGAGCUUUUGUGGAGCUGUUCCAUGAGAUCGACGACCGUCUCUCUGACCUGGGCAUUUCGAGUUACGGCAUCUCGGAGACUACCCUGGAGGAAAUCUUUCUCAAAGUGGCUGAAGAUAAUGGGGUGGAUGCAGAGACCUCAGACGGCACAUUACCUGCAAGAAGGAACAGGCGUGUCUUUGGAGACAGACAGAGCUGCCUUCAUCCAUUCACAGAAGAUGAUGUUUUCGACCCUAAUGAUUCAGACAUAGAUCCAGCAGAAUCCAGAGAGACAGACCUGCUCAGUGGGGUGGAUGGCAAAGGCUCCUACCAGAUGAAGGGCUGGAAGCUCAUCCGGCAGCAGUUCGUAGCUCUGCUGUGGAAGAGGCUGCUCAUUGCCAAGCGCAGCAGGAAGGGUUUCUUCGCCCAGAUCGUACUGCCAGCUGUGUUUGUGUGCAUUGCUCUCAUGUUCAGCCUGAUCGUACCUCCCUUUGGGAAAUACCCCAGCCUGGAACUGCAGCCCUGGAUGUAUGAUGAGCAGUACACUUUUAUCAGCAAUGACGCACCAGAUGAUGCAGGCACUCAGAAGCUUGUGAACACUCUUGUCAAUGAACCCGGCUUUGGGACCCGCUGUGUGGAAGGACACUCCAUUCCAGACACUCCUUGCCUGGUCAGAGAGGAUAAAUGGACCACCGCCUCUGUCCCCGACACGGUCCUGGACGUCUUCCUGAAUGGCAACUGGACCAUGGAGAACCCUUCCCCGGCCUGCGAAUGCAGCAAUGAGAAGAUCAAGAAAAUGCUCCCUGUGUGCCCACCUGGCGCGGGGGGGCUGCCUCUUCCACAGAGAGAACAGAACACUGGCGACAUCCUGCAGAACCUGACGGGCCGGAACGUAUCGGACUAUCUGGUGAAGACCUACGCGCAGAUCAUUGGGAAAAGUUUAAGGAACAAGAUCUGGGUGAAUGAGUUCAGGUAUGGUGGGUUUUCAGUGGGUGCCAGCAGUUCCCUCCUGCUUCCUCCCAGCGAUGAAGUCAGUGAUGCCAUCAAGCAAGUGAAGAAAAUCUUGGAGCUAGCCAAGGGGAGUUCUGGAGAUCAGUUUCUUCACAGCUUGGGAAGCUUCAUGAAAGGGAUGGACACAAAAAACAACGUGAAGGUUUGGUUCAAUAACAAAGGCUGGCAUGCCAUUGGCUCCUUUCUGAAUGUGAUCAACAAUGCCAUCCUCCGGGCCAACCUUCAAGACGGCGAGAAUCCCAGCACCUACGGGAUCACCGCAUUCAACCACCCGCUCAACCUCACCAAGCAGCAGCUCUCUGAGGUCGCCCUGAUGACCACGUCGGUGGACGUUUUAGUCUCCAUCUGUGUGAUCUUCGCCAUGUCCUUUGUCCCAGCCAGCUUUGUGGUUUUCUUGAUCCAGGAGCGGGUCAGCAAGGCCAAGCACCUGCAGUUCAUCAGCGGGGUGAAGCCGGUGAUCUACUGGCUGGCUAACUUCGUCUGGGAUAUGUGCAACUACAUAGUUCCAGCCACCUUGGUUAUCAUCAUCUUCAUCUGCUUCCAACAGAAGUCCUACGUGUCCUCUUCCAACCUGCCUGCGCUGGCCCUUCUCCUCCUGCUCUAUGGGUGGUCUAUAACGCCACUCAUGUACCCAGCUUCCUUUGUGUUCAAGAUCCCCAGCACAGCCUACGUGGUGCUGACCAGCGUGAAUCUCUUCAUUGGCAUAAAUGGCAGCGUGGCCACUUUCGUCCUCGAGCUCUUCACCAACAACAAGCUGAACAACAUCAAUGAAAUCCUGAAGUCUGUCUUCCUCGUCUUCCCCCACUUCUGCCUGGGGCGGGGACUCAUCGACAUGGUGAAAAAUCAGGCCAUGGCCGACGCUUUGGAAAGGUUUGGCGAGAACCGUUUUGUGUCCCCUCUGUCCUGGGAUCUGGUGGGACGGAACCUCUUUGCCAUGGCUGUGGAAGGGGCAGUCUUCUUCCUUAUCACAGUGCUCAUCCAGUACAGGUUCUUCAUCAAACCGAGGCCUGUCAGUGCCAAGUUGUCUCCUGUCAAUGAUGAGGAUGAGGAUGUGACCAGGGAGAGGCAGAGGAUAAUUAGUGGUGGUGGACAGAGUGACAUCCUUGAAAUCAAAGAGCUGACCAAGAUUUAUAGAAUGAAGAGAAAACCAGCUGUUGACCGGAUCUGUGUUGGAAUCCCUCCUGGGGAGUGCUUUGGCCUCCUGGGAGUGAAUGGCGCUGGCAAGUCGUCAACUUUCAAGAUGCUAACUGGAGAUACAGAUGUGACGGGAGGAGAAGCUUUUCUGAAGGGAAACAGUAUCUUAUCUAACAUCCAAGGAGUCCAUCAGAACAUGGGCUAUUGCCCUCAGUUUGAUGCUAUUAAUGAGCUGUUGACAGGGAGAGAACAUCUGGAGUUCUUUGCACUUUUACGGGGUGUUCCUGAGAAAGAGGUCUGCCAGGUUGGCGAAUGGGCAAUUCGUAAACUGGGCCUUGUGAAAUAUGGAGAAAAAUAUGCUGGGAACUACAGCGGAGGAAACAGACGCAAGCUCUCCACUGCUAUUGCCCUGAUUGGGAGCCCUCCGGUGGUGUUCCUGGAUGAGCCAACCACGGGAAUGGAUCCCAAAGCACGCCGUUUCUUAUGGAACUGUGCUCUGAGCAUCAUCAAGGAGGGGAGAUCAGUGGUGCUUACAUCUCACAGCAUGGAAGAAUGUGAAGCCCUGUGCACUCGAAUGGCAAUAAUGGUCAACGGGCGGUUCAGGUGUCUUGGCAGUGUCCAGCAUCUGAAGAACAGGUUUGGAGAUGGUUAUACAAUAGUAGUGCGAAUAGCGGGGGCAAACCCUAACCUGAAGCCCGUUCAGGAAUUCUUUGGGCUUGCCUUUCCUGGCAGCGUCCUGAAGGAGAAGCAUCGGAACAUGCUGCAGUACCAGCUUCCAUCCUCACCAUCCUCUCUGGCCAGGAUAUUUAGCGUCCUCUCCCAGAACAAAAAAAGACUCCACAUAGAAGACUACUCCGUUUCUCAGACUACACUUGAUCAAGUGUUUGUAAACUUUGCCAAGGACCAAAGCGAUGAUGACCACACAAAGGACAUGUCAUUGCACAAAAACCAGACUGUUGUGGACAUUGCAAUCCUUACUUCCUUUCUGCGAGAUGAGAAGGUGAAAGAAAGUUGCGUGUGAGCUAUCAUAGGCAAGGACAUGGUGUUGAGCAGAAGGAGGAGACAGCGCACCUUCCUUUGCAUGGAAUGGGAUAUUCCCAAAGGCGAAAGCUAGAGGAUACAGAGGGAAAGACGUGAACUGGACACUCUACUGAUAACCAUUCAAUGCAAUGCAAUUCAAUGCAAUGAAAACAAAAUUCCAUUACAGAGGCAGUGCCUCUUGGGAGUCAUUGCCUUGUACUGUUCUCAAGUGACUGACUUGAAUCUAGUUCAUUACAGUAUAACUCUGUGAAACUGUAGUAUGGAACCCAUUGGACACUGUGGGCUUUCAGCCAUACUGUAUUUUGUUCCUACAUCAUAUACUUUUCCUAGGGUUGCAACAAUCGUUCAUUGAGGAAUCAUGGCCAGUGCUUAUUUAUUGAUAUUUUAAAGGUGUGCACGUUCAUACUCUUUAACUUUUUUCAUAUUGGGAGUGGAAUUUCCCUGGUGCUAAAUGCAUUGCCGGCAAUGAAUGCACCGAAACAGUAAGUGCCAACCAGUUACCAAAAGGCACAGUGUUGUGGCCUUAUUUUGUGGGGGGGGGAACCACUUGACCAGCUACUCUGUAAAGAUCUUUAUAGACUGGUGGAGGUCAAUCGGUAAUAAUCCUAAACCACGACGCAUACUGUAUGUAGAUGGUAUGCAGAGAUUUGAUAACCCAUCUCAUCAUCCGCUGCAGGGGUAGCAGUGUGCACAACUCUGAACCUUGCAAAUGUAUGGGACUGUCCCACUAGCAUUGAGACCAAUCACCUGCUUCCUAACUAGCCUUUCUGUAGUUAAGUACUUUGCUGCUCCUCUUGAGGUACCACAGUAGUGCCACUUGGAAGGCUGCACAAGGACUGCGUAGAGAGCAGUGGAUGAGAAGCAAAACUAGUGAUCAGACUAGAGCAGCAAACUCAGUGGUUGUAUAUGCUGCUAAUGCCCAGAGUACAUUAUAAAACGCAAGACAGUCAUUCUGCUAUGUAGUGUCUUGAAUUCCCGUUUCAAGGCAGCAGAAAGGUAACCAGCAUCUGAAAUUCUCUAUUGCUUAGCUCAAAUGUGGUGUCAUUUCUGGCUUUGUCACUUAAACUGAAAACCUGAUGAGAUGUAGAUUUUUUUUCAGUAGUAUUAUUUAUGUCCUUAAAAAGGUAGCAUAGUUAGGGUAUGGAAAUGCUUCAAUUUGUUAUAGGCAUGUUGUUAAACAGGAUCUAUGCAACUCCCACUAGCACUGGCUUCAGCUACAAAAAUUUGCCUGAAACUCUCCUCCAUGGAAAUUGAGAUAUGGUUAGAUUAAUGUGAUGUAGUUUCAGUUAUUAGGUGAACCCUAAUUGCAGAAUUUACUUUUGUUCGUGUGGGAAACCACCUCAUUCAAGUUCCCCUUGGGAACAACACCACAGUGACAGCUAUCAGUCAUCUAAAUUUCAAAACUUUACCAAAAAAUGUUUAUCAUGGUGAGACUUACUGACACACUCUCUCGUCUGGCUGUGCCUUGGGAGCACAUCUGCACAAAUGUGUUCCUCAGGUACCUUGGCCGUGCUUCAAUAUUUAAACCUGUGAUAAAAUAGCCCCUUGCUGAUGCUGGGUCUAAAUCUAAGCACAUGAACAGCCCCACUGACUUCAACAGGGCUACUUGUGCUUUAUGUCCCUUGCUGAACCUGUGCCUCUAAAAUGUAUUUAUUACCUCUUGAUGCUCCUCCAUCAUGACUUGAUUUUUUUCAGUAAAUGCCCUGAAGUCUUACACUAAUAAAUAUGGAAAGUGCCAUGAACUGAAAUUAUCACUUUAGCAGCAUUAGGCAAUGUGAUGGUUAUUUAUAUACUUCCAGGCAUCUUGGCAUUGAUAAAUUCAGCAUUUUAUUAAAUGAAGCACUGUGCAAAGGGUUAAGUCUACCAGUACUCACUGUAUUCCUGCAUUGGAAUAAAGCAAACCAAGCUACAGCUCAGCUGAAGUGCCUUUGACAUUCUGUAUUCAUAAUUUAAUCCACAGAAUACAGUUGUAGAGGGGAAAGGACAGAAGAAGGGGUUAGUAUACCUCAUUUCUUAAAACAAUCUGUAUUGUACUUACAAGAACUCAGACACUUCCCUACAGUAUCCUCAGCGAGUUAUUAAUAUAAAUUAACAGUAUACAUUAUAUUUUCAAGAGCAGAGCUGUUAUAAAUAUUGGGCCCAAUCCUGCAGCUGUAACUCAUACGAUACUAAGGGCUGCAGGAUCUGGGCUACGGUGUGAUUUUCAGAGUCAGCGAACACACUGAACAUUUAGUACCUCUGAAAACCAACACCACAAGUGGCACUAAUUCACAAUAUCAACAGAAAGAUUACAGCAAUAGACUCAAUCCUGCAAUGCACAGAACUACCAAUCAGUAUAGUACGAAUGUGGGGUGUGCAAGUUUGAGCCCACUGCAAUGGAGUUUAUUUUAAACCCAUACAGAUGGUUGCAGUUUUUUGAUGGAUGAUUUCAUUUGCAGUGCAUAGACAAGUACACAUUUCUCCUAACCCUGCCAAAGAAGAAAGCCUUGAAGAUUCCUAAUGCACAAUCUGGCUUCUAUGAUAAAAAGAAAGUUACCCUAGAUGUUGAAGGUAACGGGAAUAUUUCACAACUCUUCAGUCCCUGGAGAAAUCUCAGACUUUUGUACAUUUUUUUAAUCUGUAUGGAAUCCAGCCUGUGCCAUACAGUUCUCUCAUACUGCUCUCUCACUCGCUGAAAUGAUUUCCAACGACUUUUCUGCCCUUGGAGUUGGAUGUCAGGCAAAAUUAUCCUAGUGCCACACGUGUUACAAUUGUGAACCACGCUGAUAACAGAACUGCAUUGAGGGCAUUUAUGUAUUUGAAACAAUGUUACCACUUACUGUAUGCUAUUAAAUUGUUGCAACCCUUUUUGUAGUAUAUUUGUAUUUCAAUAAGGACUAUACAUGUUAUUUUUCCCAAGAUAAAGUGCUUCUCCCCUUCCUCGUACCCCCCCACCCUGCCCCCCAAAAAUACUGUUGGUCCUUCAUUCCAAGCACUUUAUGCUGUCUGUAAUGGGAUCUAUUUUUGCACUGGAAUAUCUAUUAACUUUGCAAAAUCUAGAGAUUUCACAACAAAACUUUUAAGUUAAAUCUUUCAAUGGACAUUUUCAUUAAAAAUAAAUAUAUAUAUAUUUGUAUUUGCCAAUAACUGUUUGUGAAGUAUUAGGCAUUUUAAUUGCCUUGUAUUAAGUCAAAAAUAAAGCUGUAACAGCACUGUUCGACAAAA
This is a messenger RNA of Caretta caretta (loggerhead turtle), 10223 nucleotides long. RefSeq names its product ATP binding cassette subfamily A member 1 (gene ABCA1). Gene Ontology annotation, cellular component: intracellular membrane-bounded organelle; membrane. Gene Ontology annotation, biological process: lipid transport; transmembrane transport. Gene Ontology annotation, molecular function: ATP hydrolysis activity; ATP binding; lipid carrier activity. Lineage: Eukaryota; Metazoa; Chordata; Testudines; Cheloniidae. The record is from RefSeq and is a predicted model, not a curated record.